Messenger RNA from Saccharomycopsis crataegensis, 3162 nucleotides. RefSeq lists its product as uncharacterized. The transcript has a single exon. The record is from RefSeq and is a predicted model, not a curated record. Bases 1 to 3162 code for a protein of 1053 amino acids. NCBI's taxonomy places the organism in Eukaryota, Fungi, Ascomycota, Saccharomycetes, Ascoideales, Saccharomycopsidaceae.
AUGAACCACAACUUCCAGCAACAGGACGGCUCGCGUCCUUCCCUCCCACCGCUCCAAUCGUCGUUUCUUAGCCGCCGAGCCCUGAGUAACAGUAAUCCGCCAUUCCAACCGCCAACUGUCCCUCCCCAAUACCAUAACUUGCCUGCGUCAACCUAUUUGCCACCAAUAGUUGGUCCUUCCAAACGAAACGAUUUUUUACCGCACCUGGUAUCCCAUAAUAACCCUUCUCCUUUCGUCCUUCCUGGCCUCAAUAGCACCAGCAGUGAGCAGCGAUUUUUCCAGCCUCAAAAACAACCUUAUAAACCACAAGCUCCGUAUGGACUAGUAUCUGCACAAAACAACAGCGAUGGUAGAAUAUCGCCCUUUUUGACGCUUCAAACCCAUCCACAGCAACCAACACAACUGCGUAUCCCACAACAUCAUUCGUUUAACCCGUACCUGACGCCAUCUCGCUCUUACAGCGUUCCUUUCGAUCAACAAUAUGAAAAUCAAGUACUGCAAUAUCAACAACAACAACAACAACAACAACAACAACAACAACAACAACAACAACAACAACAACAACAACCGCAAAAACCGUCUUCAAUAUAUCUGAUACCCCUUAAUCUUCCUCACACUUUGAAAAAUAUCAAAGAUAUAAAUAUAAUAUCCAAUUCUUAUGACAGAAAUCUGCCAGAUGAUAAGAGACAGCUACCCACUUUAUCGAAUAAUAAUAUUGAAAAUCUUCCUUCUCCUGCCUUCAACUCUGGAACUAUUGAUGUGAAGCCUUCCUCGAACCCCAUCCGUAAUGAUAAUGUCAAUAGUCGUAUGGGUAACAAUAACGGUGGAAUGGAUAGCUUAAACCGCGAUAGAUAUCGCACAGGCAAAAGAUUACCAUCUUUCUCUAUGCAACGGACAAUAGCAAUCGGUCCUCCUACUGAGCCAAUACUUGAUCCUUCGAACUUUUCUGCUCCACAAGGCUUAAAAGAAGUGCCAAAGACGGUUAAAUUGACUAAAUUAUCUAGCUUAUUGACUGAUGACGAACCAGCCGUGAAUUUACCGGCUCGUGUUCCUUCGCCAUUUAUCAAAAUAAAUGAUGAAAGUAGUGAUGACGAUGAUACUGCCAACCGUUAUGUUCUGUCUGUUCCUAGUGCCAAGCCGCAACAUGCCGAGCCUUUGGAAAAUAUGUCUCCUAUCAGACCUCCAUUUGCUAAUUUUACCAGUCCUAUUCCUCUACCGCUUGACGGACCUCCAGAGAUGCAUGUUCCCAUCAAUAUCCCCCAAGGUCUAAUGGGGCCACCUCUUCCAGGAGUUGUUCCUGGACCUCCAAUGGGCUUCCAUCCAAUGAUGAUCCCUCCUGUCCCAAUGGGAACUCAGGUGCUGGCGCCUGUUCCCGGACCUCCGAGAAUCAUGUUGCGCAAAAACAUAUCUGAAGCUGAAUUCCAAACGGUAGCACAAUUCUUGCAAGAAAGUGGUAUGAGUUAUGAGUUCAAACUUGAUCGGGUUCGCAAAGGAUUAUUGAAGGAAAGGGAUAUUAGCUUGGGAAGCCUAUGGAAGCCUAAUAAUUUGACUAUUGGCAGAAUAUUGGCUGCAAAGGAUCAAUUGAAAGAUAUUGAUGAACCAACGGCGAAUGCAAUCCAUGAAUUGUAUCUUAUUAGCGCAAAGAACUAUUUUGAUAAUUUCUACACGAAAAGGAUUGCCAGAGAAUUGAGAAUGAGUUAUCUGCACAUUAAUGAAACUGGAACCGAUGCUAAUACAAGAGUUGUGGACCAUUUGCAAGAGAUUGGUAAGAUUCAGGAUCCACAAAAUGCUGUUGAAGUUGGCAUUCGUAUUCCGAAAUUUGAUAUAGCCAAUAAUGAUAAAGAGCUAGUUUCCUCAUCUGGUAGAAAUUUUGGUGAUAGAAGAAAGAGAUUACAAUCCUAUGAGAGAGAUAUCGAAAAUUAUGUUAAAGAAAAUAAAGUGGCUCUCUACAAAAACAGAAUACUGCAUCUUAAAAGAAAACUCGUAGCAAUUUCUGCUAAUUCAAGUAAUCCGUUGGAAGAAUUUCUUGAGCCUCUGGCUAAGCGUCAAAAGCUAAAACAUGAAGAUGAUAAUAAUAUAAAGUUGUUAGGUGACCUCUGCAGUCAAAAUAAUAAUGCCGCUGAACGCCGUGAGUAUGAACUUCAAAGACUUCAUGAUUGGACUUUAUAUCUCAAGAACCGCAAUUUGAAGUCUUACAUUGAAAGUGUUAGGAACUCUUGCAAUGAAAUACAUGAUGUGAUGUACAACAAGUUGACUAAUCUUGAAAGCUUCUUUGCACUUCAAAAACAAAUGCUUGAGGAUAACUCUCAAGAACACGAAGCCAACAUUUUUAAUGUGAACUCGAAAACUUCCGAUAAGAUUUUCUUGGGAAUUAAACUUGAUGGUCCACACAAACUUGAACAAAAAUUGGUCGGGCUACGGAAAGAUAUGGGUAUCAGUGCCUAUCAGGAUCUGUUAUCUGAUGGUUCCCAUAAUAGUGAUCAGAACUGUGCCACCGAUGGUUUGGUAUCCACUGGUGUUGAUAAAAAUGGUAGAGCAAGCUCCAGAGUUAAUAAGCGGUUGAAAAAUGAAUUAGACAUCACUAUCAAAAAUGCCAAGUUUUCUGAUGAUAAAAAGGCUAUUGAAUUUGAGCUUCAAAAUAAGGAUUUAUUAACGUCGAUUUUCGAAGGAUAUUCUCCAUUGAUAUCCAAUGAGGAAUUUAUCAUCAUUACAGAAAACAACUUCACCCAAUUCCUUGGGCAUAAGAACCGUGGGCUUGAUGUGAAGAAGAUGCUCAUGUCCAGCCAGUCGAUUUCCAAAUAUGUCCAAUUGCUAUCCCAGCAGAACGGUAAUGAAUCUAUCGCUAGUGAUGCUGGUGGCACCAAUGCUAAAAGCAAUAAGGGCCGCGGGGCUCGUGGACGACCAGGUUAUGGAAGUGGUGUUACUAAUGAUUCAGGAUCUGAAGCGGGAAUUGGAGGAAGAGGAACGAGUGAGAAUGAGUCUUUAGUAUCUGGUAGCGGUGGAAGCGCCGCAGUUUUAGGUAGAGGUGGAGCCAGGCGUGGCAGAAAGGAACGGAAACCAGCACCGACCCAUCUUGGAGGCCGGGGGAAAAAGAGCAUGGGAGUGAAGGGAUUGACGACCGAUGAGAUCGAUCAUGACUUGAUUCUUUUAGAGCGAUUGUGA